CGCCUCCACGCCCGCCCCCGCCUCCGCCCGCGGCGCGGACUUCUUCACCACCCCAAUGGUCCCCGGGCCCGGGCGAACCGGCCGGCUGCAGCCCACGCGUCUAGAGAACAGGUUCGGCACGGGCACGGGCGCCGUCAUCAGCGCCAUGGUCUACCCGGACGCCACCGUGGCGUCGGCCACCUACCAGCGGCAGAUGCCCCCGUCGCGGGCGCCGCCCGUGCGCCACGGGUGGUUCCACGUCAGCGAGACGGGGCGGAACUGGGGGCGCGCACCCCUGGACGCCAGCCUCGCCAGCACCCCCGCCCCUCGUGCUAGGCCAAACCCCAGGGUGCGCCCCGUCCCCCGGGCUGGCGUCGUACCACGACGGCUCUCGUACUCGGACGACUCGUCGGAUUGGAAUCCCAACUGCAGCCGCCAGACGGAGCCGCAGGUCGAGUUCCCGCCCAGCUCCCCCAGUUCGGCUUACGACACCAGUUACCACACGGCACCUUCGUCCGCAUACAGCGAAUACCACAGUUUUCAGUAAUCUGACACGGGAUCCGGUCGAGAUCCAAGUAACAUUUUGUCCCCAUCCCAACUGUCCUCUUCCCCAACGCCGCCCCCCCCCCCCCCAAUUAAGGCA
This is a messenger RNA of Frankliniella occidentalis (western flower thrips), 622 nucleotides long. RefSeq lists its product as uncharacterized. The record is from RefSeq and is a predicted model, not a curated record. The transcript is spliced from 3 exons. Bases 56 to 526 code for a protein of 156 amino acids. NCBI's taxonomy places the organism in Eukaryota, Metazoa, Arthropoda, Insecta, Thysanoptera, Thripidae.